Solea senegalensis (Senegalese sole) is the source of this 2393-nucleotide messenger RNA. It is a transcript of the gene gtf2f1, whose product is annotated as general transcription factor IIF, polypeptide 1. Gene Ontology annotation, cellular component: nucleus; transcription factor TFIIF complex. The transcript is spliced from 14 exons. The coding region runs from base 194 to 1798 and encodes 534 amino acids. Lineage: Eukaryota; Metazoa; Chordata; Actinopteri; Pleuronectiformes; Soleidae. Gene Ontology annotation, biological process: positive regulation of transcription elongation by RNA polymerase II; transcription initiation at RNA polymerase II promoter. Gene Ontology annotation, molecular function: RNA polymerase II general transcription initiation factor activity; TFIIF-class transcription factor complex binding; DNA binding. The record is from RefSeq and is a predicted model, not a curated record.
CAUCUGUGAACCAGGCGAGGCGGAAGAGGAACUAACGAUUACAGUCGAGGUUUCCAGUCGACAACAUAAAGUACCGUAACAACAUCCGUGAAUGAGUUUCCACACUUAAAUACCGGCAAAUUAACGACGUUUGGCAACUAAACCAAGAAUCUCGGUGACUGACGUGAGUAAAUCCAAGAAGAGAAAAGCGGUCAUGACGUCACUGGGGAGCAGCAGUUCCUCAGCCACAGAAUACACUGUGCGUGUCCCCAAAAACACCAGCAAGAAGUACAACAUCAUGGCCUUCAAUGCAGGAGACAGAGUCAACUGUUCAACUUGGACACAGGCUCGAAUGGAAAGAGACAUGAGUGCUCGUCGUAUAUAUGGGGAGGAAGAGACAACAGAAGGUGCAGCCGGAAGUGAGUUUGGCAAAAAACAGCGUGAGGAAGCACGACGCAAGAAGUUUGGAAUUGUGACACGUGAAUUCAAAGUUGAGGACCAGCCCUGGAUCCUCAAGGUCAAUGGCAAGGCUGGAAAGAGGUUUAAAGGUCUGAAGAAGGGCGGCGUUACAGAAAAUGCAUCAUACUACAUCUUCACACAGUGUCCCGAUGGAGCGUUUGAAGCCUUCCCUGUUCAUGGCUGGUACAACUUUACCCCACAGGCCAAACACCGAACUCUCACUGCUGAGGAGGCUGAGGAGGAGUGGGGCAGGAGGAACAAGGUUGUGAAUCACUUCAGCAUCAUGCUUCAGAGGCGUCUCCGGGAGCAGGAGCACGGUGAAGAUGAGGGAGAUGAGGCAGAGAAAUCGGGGAAGAAGAAAAAAAAGGGGGGCAGAGGGGGUGACCUGUGUAUUCAUGACCUAGAGGAUGACCUGGGCAUGAGCAGUGAUGACAGUGACAGCAGUAUGGGAGAUGAUGGUGAGAACAAGUCUAAGGUCAAGAAAAACACAGGUAAAGGAGCUAAGAAGAAGAAGCCAAAAAGCAGUGAUAAGGAGGCUUUGGAAGACAGUGAUGAUGGUGACUACGAGGGUCUAGAGGUGGAUUACAUGUCAGAUGAAAGCAGCUCAGAUGAAGAGCCAGAAAAAGGAAAGCCCAACAAAGGAGAGGAACUUCCUAAAGGCAUUGAUGAGGCAUCUGAAAGUGAAGAGGAGAGCGAGGAAGAAAAACAGAAUGACGCUGAAGAAAAAGAGGAGGAAGAAGAGGAGGAAGGGAAGAAAACCCCAGUCCAAAUUGAAAAGAAGAAGAAAAAGGACAGCAGCGGAGAGUCAGACACCUCGGAUGACAGCGACAUUGAGGGAGAGACGGCUUCUGCUUUGUUCAUGGGACAUGUUACUCAGAAAAAGCGCACUCCACCAAAACGUGGAGGGCGUGGCUCUGCAGGCAGCUCCAGGACUGGCAGUCGCCCUGGGACACCAUCCAUAGACUCCGCCUCCACUUCAAAUACACUGCGUGCAGCUGCUAGCAAGUUAGAGCAAGGUAAGCGACAGAUUCAGGGUCCUGGCACUGACUCACCAGCUGCAAAAAGGCUGAAGAUGGAGCCUAGCAGUCAGAGUCCUGUUCCUUCUGGGAAGAGUACGCCUCAACCUCCAUCGGGAAAAUCCACCCCAAGCUCCAGUGAUGUGCAACUGACGGAGGAAGCUGUGCGGCGCUAUCUGAUCCGUAAACCGAUGACGACCAAAGAUCUGCUUAAGAAAUUUCAGACCAAGCGCACCGGCUUGAGCAGUGAGCAGACUGUCAACGUGCUGGCACAGAUCCUGAAACGCCUUAAUCCUGAGCGCAAGAAUAUUAAUGACAAAAUGCACUUCUACCUCACCGAAUAACUGAUGGACUGAAGGGAUGGUUAGGUGUGUGCAAAUGUAAAUGGCUAAUGCUGUGACAUGCCAUAGGAUCAGAGUUUGAAAAUGUAUUCAGAGUUCAUUCAAUUGUAUUUUUUGGAGGUUCAGUGUGUAAGGUUUAGUGGUAUGUUGUAGUGAAGGUGCCGAUCGCAGGCCCCAUACCCUCCCCUGAAGCUGCCUUCGGGUUACGUAAAAAUGGCUACAUCUCGAGAGCUAGUAUUUGUUUUUCUGUUCUUGAUAGUGGUAAAAACAUGGUGAUGUCAGACUCCAUGGUAGAGGAUCCAUUCCUGAAGUAGCUGUAAGGGUGAUACCAAGACGACGAAAACGGGGUCCUUACUUUCAGCUGAUAAUAGAUGAAUGGAAACACAAUGCAAAUAUAAACCAAUUCUGCUAAUCGAUCUGUCCUUUACUUAUCUUGAAAUAACUUUUCACUUCACAAAAUGUCACACUAAAUAAAAAAAAGACUGUUGAUGUUGAGUGAGAAACACCCCAGACUCUGUAAAGUGUUUAACUUGGAACAGGAGAUAAGUCCUUAAAUGUGAUUUUCUUACACGUUUUUCUAAUAAAAAUGUAAAAAGUG